AUGAGGCCUUUACUCAGCAGCCUAUCGAGGGCCACAUCAUUUCCAAAAACCCCAUUGCAAAAGGGCCUCCAACAGCAACAACAAAGUCAAAUAUUCGACUCUGUAUGUCUACGAUGCCGCCGUCAACAGCUACAAUUGCACCAGCGACAGCAGCAGCGCAAUUUCAAUGCGGGCAGUAGACGACUACACCAGCAACCCGCCGACGACCCGCAAUGGGUAUCGCCCAUUGACCGACCUUCUCAAAUCGUGCGUGUCGGUCGUCGACACGGUCCCGGCUUGAUCCUUUUAGCACUCAUCCCCAUAACAGCAUUCGUCCUCGGAACCUGGCAAGUCCAAAGACUCGACUGGAAAACCAAACUGAUUGCAAAAUUCGAAGAUCGACUCGUCAAACCUCCUCUGCCUCUACCACCACGCAUUGAUCCAGAAGUAAUCCCCGACUUCGACUAUCGACGCAUCGUGGCUACCGGCGAGUACCGGCACGACCAAGAAAUGCUAAUCGGUCCACGUAUGUACGAAGGCGAAGAAGGGUAUGUCGUCAUUACACCUCUACAAAGGACAACAGAGCCAGGAAGAAGCGGAAGCGAGAAUACAGUCCUCGUCAAUCGAGGAUGGAUAUCCAAAAAAUUCAAAGAUCAGAAAGAUCGGCCGGAGGGACUGCCGCAAGGCGAAGUUGUUGUUGAAGGGUUGAUAAGAGAUCCAGUGAAAAAGAACUAUUUCACGCCGGAUAAUCGGCCGGAUAAGGGAGAGUUUUAUUUUCCGGAUAUCGAGCAGAUGGCGCAGUUGACUGGAAGUCAGCCUGUGCUUAUUGAGGAGACUAUGGUACCCGAUUUGAUUGAGUCGUUGAAUCGGACGGCGAAUGGUGUGCCGAUUGGUCGGCCGGCGCAGGUGAAUUUGAGGAAUAAUCAUCUUCAGUAUAUAUUUACUUGGUACGGUCUGUCCGUGUCAACAGCAAUCAUGCUUUGGAUGGUUGUUCGUAAGCGCCCCAAUGAAGCGUUGCGACGAGUUCGCCAGAGCAAGAAUAUGUAG
This is a messenger RNA of Talaromyces amestolkiae, 1026 nucleotides long. RefSeq lists its product as uncharacterized. Lineage: Eukaryota; Fungi; Ascomycota; Eurotiomycetes; Eurotiales; Trichocomaceae. The record is from RefSeq and is a predicted model, not a curated record. Gene Ontology annotation, cellular component: mitochondrion; membrane. The coding region runs from base 1 to 1026 and encodes 341 amino acids. Gene Ontology annotation, biological process: mitochondrial respiratory chain complex IV assembly. The transcript is spliced from 4 exons.